Messenger RNA from Arachis ipaensis, 1475 nucleotides. The record is from RefSeq and is a predicted model, not a curated record. NCBI's taxonomy places the organism in Eukaryota, Viridiplantae, Streptophyta, Magnoliopsida, Fabales, Fabaceae.
UAUUGAAUUAAAUAUCCCCACCUUAUCGAACUCCAUUCACACCACACAUUAUCAAACGAGCUUCUCCUCUCUCAGUCAAGGCGUCAACGAGCUGCUUCUUGUCUCCACCGCUGUCGCCGCCGCUCGCAUCGCACGAGCUCCUCCGGCGCCGCUCGCAUCGCACGAGCCCUUCCGACGCCGCUCGCAUCGCGUUGCUCCCUUCGUCACCAUCGUCGCAGAGCCCUCUCCGCUGCUCUCGUCGCGCGUCUGCUCCCUUCAUCGCCAUCGUCGCAGUGCUCUCUCCGCCACACAGUUUGUUGCUGGAUCUCAACCAGUGAAUGCUUUGGCAUUUGUUGUUGAUGGACUUUAUUACGGAGUAUCAGACUUUGGAUUUGCUGCAUACUCUAUGGUUCUAGUUGCACUGAUUUCAUCAGUUUUUAUAUUGGUCGCUUCUCCGGUCCUUGGACUUCCCGGAGUGUGGACAGGAUUGUUCCUUUUCAUAGUUUUGCGUGUUCUAGCCAGAAUUUGGAGCUGCUUGAUGAAAGUCCCAGCAAUGGAUGAAUUGGUUAAAAUCAGUAUCCUGUGUUACUGCAGAGUCAAGGGAAGAGAACUAAACUGGGAGAAGAGAUAUGACAUUAUCAUUGGGACAGCUGAAGGAUUGGUUUACCUGCAUGAGAAUUCAAAAACUAGGAUAAUUCAAAGAGAUAUAAAAGCCAGCAACAUCUUAUUGGAUGCUAAACUUCGCGCCAAAAUUUUAGUUUCCGAUUUUCAGGCAAAGGUGGAAGAUUUUCUGGUGGGUUUAACAUCAGUGUUAUGCAGAAGGUUCAAUUCUUUAUUAUGUCUUCUGUGGAACUGGUGAGUUUUCUUCUUUCUUUAUUAAUAGGUGAUGCUUCAAUUCUUCCUUAUGUCUCUGUGGAACUGUUGGUCAACUUAAUUGAAGAUUCGAAGAAGCCUGUUGUUGCGGCAGUACAAGGGCUCGCUCUUGGAGGUGGCUGAGAGCUUGGCCUGGGAUGCCACUCCCGCAUUGCUGCUCCAGGAAGUCAACUGGGACUGCCAGAGCUGACACUUGGAAUCAUUCCAGGAUUUGGAGAAUUGAUUGAUGAGAAAAUCAAAGGAUACAAAGCAGCCAAAGCUCACAUGCAAAACACCAUCUGCACCCAAACAAUCUUUCCCAAGAAGUUAUAAAAGUUGGAAUGGGUAAUUGAAAAGGCCAAGAAGGAAAAGCUUAAAUAGAAGAGAUGAAAUGAGGCUUAUGUUAGCUAUUAUGAGAAGGUUAAAGCGUCAAGUAGUUCUAGUGCAGUUCCACUACCACCGCUACCGCCGCCACCCUCAAUGUCUUUGGAUGAGGACUAUGAUGAUGAUGAGGAUGAAGAUGACACUGAAGACUAUAGCUGAUAGUUUUAGUAUGGUUGAACAAUAUACUAGGAAUUAUAAUUGAUGAUCAAUACAUUUUGUUUAUGUUUUGAAUUAUAUUGACUUGCUUGUUUAUAGUACUU